AACAUAUCUCCUCUAACAUGCUCAAUACCUGCAUUGUUUAGUAAUAAGACAUUCUCUUUUGAUCUCGCAUCUCCGGUGUGGUCUUGUCGGAAUUAUGGUCAGUCGUUUAACUCGAAGAAGUGGCAGUCAACAGGAGGCAAAACCCUAGAUGCUUGCUGCGAUCCCUCUUUUGAUUUGGGCUGGACAGCUUCUGGCCCACUAAGAAUUUUACCACGGCCCAUAACUAAAGCAAAUGGUCUGACCCAUUUACCAAUUUGGCCCAGGUCUGCUUCUCUUAAAUCCUUGUCAAACACUAGAUUUCUAUUGUCUCGUUAUGGUUUUGAGAUUGGCCAAGUACUCCUUUCUCUCAUCACGUUGACACUAUUAUAUAGUCUAGACAAGGAGCUUUUAUUAACCCUGGUGGAAGAUCUUAGAGCCUUAGGGAGCAGCUCAUCAUUUUCCUAUAUGUCUAAGAAUCCUAUGAUAGAACCAUCCUCUUUAAUAGAGAGAACUAUUGUUUGGUCUCCGAUCUUAAGUUUGCAAAACCAUUUGGAUACCUUAACCACCUUUGUAGAAGCUGCGUGUUUCGAACCGGUGAUAUCCAAUGUUAAAGACCUUUUCUCAACGUCACUAUGUCUCUUUUGGACCGUGACCAUUCAACAAUCUCCCGAAGUAUUCGUGGAAUUGUCUUCGACUCACCAUUCUUUCGCUUGUGGUAAGUUACUACCUUGUUCUUGUCUCCGAUGUAUGGAUUUACCGUCGAAUUAUCUUAUCUCCUCCCUUUACCAAUCUCUUGUAAGAGUGCUAGUAGUUAUCUUUGAUGUUUCCAACUUUGAGGUUGAUGUUUGCUUAAACUUUGUACUACCUAUGAUUUGAUUUGAAUGAAAUUAUCUUUUGCACAAAAAAAAAAAAAGACAUUCUUUCGAUCAAAUCUUAAACAAAUGAUGUAAGAAAAAUCGUUUUUAAAAAAAAAAAUACCGGGAAAAUGUAUAUAUACCAGGAUAAGAAGGAGCAUCUUUGAUGACAUGGGGGAGAUCAAAGUUGAUGCCUGUAAGGUUGGGGUACUUGGAGACGAUCAUUUUGAGAGUAGCACUUAGGAAAGUUCAAUGGCCUCAAAAUCUCUCACUCAUAAAAUUUAGGUCCUGAGUGAGUUUUCUCCUUAGUCAAUGAUAGUUAAUAUUAUGGUGAUUGGUGAGUUUCUUGAACUUGUUUCUUAAUGCAUGUUGAUUAUUUAAUUUGUAAAGGAAAUUUUUUAGCAAAACUGGAUAAUCAACAUGUAAUUAGUUCAGCAGAAGUGGAUUACUAAUUAAUUAGUAUUGCAAGCUCUAUGAUUGCACCUAAUUCGUAAACCCCUUUAUAUCAGAUUUGAUGUUGUACAUUGCCUACCUAUGUUGAACUACAUUAUAAUGAUCCAAUGUUUUCAUUUGCUCA
Molecule: messenger RNA, 1410 nt
Organism: Arabidopsis lyrata subsp. lyrata
Lineage: Eukaryota; Viridiplantae; Streptophyta; Magnoliopsida; Brassicales; Brassicaceae
Exons: 1
Source: RefSeq, a predicted model, not a curated record